CAGCGGGUCAGCCUGCAGAGCUCUUCCGGAGGCGGAUAAUCCCUAUCUCUGCGCGAAGUCCUCGUACAGUCAGGAAGGGAUCGCUGUAGCUCCCCUCGAGAGGAACACGUUUUGGGAUCAAAUGCAAGUUACGACGGGGGAAGCGCAGCUUUGAGGACAGCUUGGACGUGUAGAGAAAUGUCUGUGCACCUCUCCCUCUGGCUUUAUUGUGUAAACAACCAAAUCUGACACCGAUAAGCGGAUUCUCUAUAAUGUGACAGCUGCUGUCGCCUCUCAUCUAUUUCGGGAGAAACUACGGGCAGUAUCCCGCUUGCGUUUUUAUUAUUUCAGGACAAUGGUGGCACAUAACCUGGCCUUAACCUUUAUUGCCGCGGCUCUUUGGGGGGUCAGCGGCGAACUACUGCUCACUCCUUCAUCUGCGACGCACUUAAAUUCAACAUCAUCAUCAUCAUCCGUCAUCAGUCAAGAUUCACUGACUAACAAUGCCACGGAUGCUGCCGUGGGAUCCCGGAUUUCAUCUCUAAUGACGUAUCUUCCGACCCUGAAAAACAUUGUUAUUUUCAUCUGCGUGUUAACAGCUGCUCUCAUCACGUGCCUGGUCAUCAAAGUGGUCAGAUCUGGCAGAAGAAUCAGGAAGACUCGGAAGUAUGAUAUUAUCACUACACCUGCAGAGCGUGUCGAGAUGGCGCCUCUCAAUGAAGAAAACGAUGAUGAGGAUGACUCAACCCUUUUCGAUGUCAAAUACAGGUGAAUACCGGCGUGGACGUCAGCAUGUUUGAGCUGAUGACUCCCACUUGGCCCGGGACAAGUACAAGUGAUUUCCUGUACUUUUUUUUUUUUUUUUUUUUUUUGGGUGUGUGUAUGUGUGUGUGCGCGUUUCCAAGUCUUACCAUAUCAGCAACUUAAUGCUGUCUGUGCAUGGCUUGUAUCUGUGGUUAAAUAGUGUUUUGACAUCACUGUUCGCUGCUUUGCUAAAGCUUUUAUCACGUGAGCCAAAUAAUCUCCCAGGUUAUUUCUAAUGUUAGAGAUAAGGAGGCUCCAAAAGUCUUUCAGGAAUCCUCGGUCUGGAGUUGAGUCGUUUCCAAAUCACUUUAUCACUCAGAAGUGAUGUUUUCUUUUUUAUAUAUAUAUAUAAAAGAUAAAAGAUAUAUAUGAGUUUAUAAUCAGCGAAUGUCUGCUUUGAAGCCAUGUCUGUAAUCCAGGGUUAAUCACACUUUAAAUAACUAAAUAAAUACAUGGUGGUCACUACAGAUCAUCGCCUAAUGUGUAAAAUAUUCAUUUACCAAGAGUACUUUCUUCAACUGUAAAAUUUAAUUGAUAUUUUUUUAACCAAAACCAAAUAUUACCUAUAUGUACUAACCACUUUGUUGUGCGUAUAUACUGUUAAAGGCUUUCCGGUCAGGAAUGAG
Molecule: messenger RNA, 1409 nt
Organism: Pelmatolapia mariae (spotted tilapia)
Lineage: Eukaryota; Metazoa; Chordata; Actinopteri; Cichliformes; Cichlidae
Gene: fam174b
Product: family with sequence similarity 174 member B
Exons: 3
Coding region: 335-751 (138 amino acids)
Source: RefSeq, a predicted model, not a curated record